Linderina pennispora is the source of this 643-nucleotide messenger RNA. RefSeq lists its product as uncharacterized. The coding region runs from base 75 to 407 and encodes 110 amino acids. NCBI's taxonomy places the organism in Eukaryota, Fungi, Kickxellomycota, Kickxellomycetes, Kickxellales, Kickxellaceae. The transcript has a single exon. The record is from RefSeq and is a predicted model, not a curated record.
UGUUUCCGUCAGCUGCCCUCCCACGGGUGCUAGUGGUUGACUGGCGGCCUAUUUCCGCUUCGCCACAUUCGGAUAUGCGCCUGGAUUUUCUUGUUUUGGAAACAGCGCGGCUUACCAGCCGCCGUUCUCUGACGUACCAGACGUCUUAUCCAUUAGCCCAUGGUACGGCAAUUUACCGCUGCUGCAUGCAAACGUGGACUGAACGCGUUGCACUCCCAGUUUCGCCCCUGCUUGGACCGGUGGGGAGCAAGGAGAAUCACCAUGGCGUUACAGGAGAUGUUCAGAUGCCCUCCUUGCCGAUCCGUCUAAUUGCUUGGAGUUGGCUAUCCAAUGCUGAUUCGGCAUGCACCGCAAAUGUCAGCUGUUGCAGUACCACUGUCAUAGCGGCGGAUCCGCCUUUUGUCUGACUCAUUUUGGCGAGAGCGAUGGAGGUGUAUCUUUGAAGCCCAGCUGUGAUGCUGUGGGCUUAAAGAAAAAGGUCCAUUCUUUGAAGCGCACAGCUGCAAGCUGCUGAAGAACCAUUCCAACAACCUACUCCCGAUAAGCAGUCGGAAUGAAGAUUCCGCCCUGUUGCCGAGGAGCCAGCCCCUGAAUAUAUAUCCCAUAGUACACUAGCAGCUUCUAUGGAUGAUACCUAUGUGCC